This is a messenger RNA of Panicum virgatum (switchgrass), 1191 nucleotides long. Its product is annotated as S-locus-specific glycoprotein S13-like. The record is from RefSeq and is a predicted model, not a curated record. NCBI's taxonomy places the organism in Eukaryota, Viridiplantae, Streptophyta, Magnoliopsida, Poales, Poaceae. The coding region runs from base 1 to 1191 and encodes 396 amino acids. The transcript has a single exon. Gene Ontology annotation, biological process: recognition of pollen.
AUGGGUUUGGCUUCCCGUUCCACCGUGCUCCUCCUCCUUUCUUGGGUUUCUUUAUGCAUAUCCGCUGACCAGCUCUCACCUGCCAAACCCCUCACCUUCCCCGACGGCAAGCUCAUCUCCAACAAUGGCGUCUUCGCUCUGGGCUUCUUUUCCCCAACCAACUCAAGCACACCACGCUUCUACAUCGGCAUAUGGUACAACAACGACCCCGAGCGCACCGUCGUGUGGGUCGCCAACCGCGACAGCCCAAUCGUCACCCCUUCCUCCGCGACGCUCGCGGUAACGAACCGCUCUGACCUCGUCCUGUCAGACACUCAAGGCCGCAUCUACUGGACUACGACCAACAACAUCACCACCACCGGGCGCACGGCGGCGGCGAUGCUCGACGACAAGGGCAACCUGGUCCUCCGAUCAUCCCAAGGCGCAACCCUGUGGCAGAGCUUCGACCACCCGACCGACACCAUCCUCCCCGGCAUGCCGGUCUGGGUCAACUACCGGACACGCUUCACGCAGAGCCAGCUGGUUUCUUGGAGAAGCCCCGAGGACCCAUCCGCCGGCAACUUCUCCUUGGGCGCGGACGCCAGCUCGGGCAUCCAGUAUGUCCUCAAGGACGGGCCCCGCCUGCUGUGGCGCAGCGGGGCUUGGAACGGCGAGAUGGUCCUGGACUACACGCCCAACAAUGCCAGCACCGUCAUAAUCAUGUCCAUCGUCACCAACGGCGACGACAUCUCGCUCAUGUUCAGCGUCUCCGACGGGUCGCCGAGCAUGUACGUCAGGGUGGCCUCCAUGGGCAGGUACGAGUUCACCGUCUGGAACCGCACCGCGGCGGCGUGGGCAGUCCUGGAGGCGCACCCUGGUGCCGGGUGCGACCGGUACGCGGCGUGCGGCCCGUUCGGGUACUGCGACGCCACGGAAGCCUCGCCGGCGUGCAAGUGCCUCGACGGGUUCGGGGCCAGCCCGUCCGGCGGAUGCACGAGGAGGGAGCCGCUCCAAUGCGGCGGCGGGGACUACUUCGCGACCUUGCCGGGCGUGAAGACGCCAGCGAUGCCCGUGUUCGUCAGGAACAGGAGCUUCGACGGCUGCACGGCGGAGUGCCGUGGCAACUGCUCGUGCACGGCCUACGCUUACACCAACCUGAGCACCGCCAUAAGCGGGGGCCACAUGUCCAGGUGCUUGCUGUGGUUCGGCUAG